UCCUCUUCCACUCAAAUCUCAAAAACCCAACCUUUACUAUUUUGUUUCUUCCUUACUCCAACCAAACACUUCUCGUCUCCAAUGGCUUCCUUAUCCUUCGUCUCAUCAUCUCACCUCACUCUACGCGCUCCUUCUCCCAACAACCUCCGCUCCUCAUCUCCCCGUCCCACCUCCGUUUCAUUCUCCGUCAAGGCCCAGUCCGUCGCACUCUCCCAAGACGACCUAAAGAAACUCGCCGCCGAAAAAGCCGUCGAAUCCAUCAAACCGGGGAUGGUCCUCGGCCUCGGAACCGGCUCCACCGCCGCCUUCGCCGUCGACCAAAUCGGAAAACUCCUCUCCUCCGGCCAACUCCACGACAUCGUCGGCAUCCCGACGUCAAAACGCACCGAGGACCAAGCCCGAUCCCUCGGGAUCCCCCUCGUGGCCCUCGACACGCACCCCAGAAUCGACCUGGCCAUCGACGGCGCCGACGAGGUGGAUCCCAACCUGGACCUGGUCAAGGGGCGCGGCGGCGCGCUCCUGAGGGAGAAGAUGGUGGAGGCCGUGGCCGAGAGAUUUAUCGUCGUUGCGGAUGAUACGAAGCUCGUGAAGGGGCUGGGAGGGAGCGGUUUAGCGAUGCCAGUGGAGGUUGUUCAGUUCUGUUGGAAGUUUAAUUUGGUGAGGCUGAGGGAUUUGUUUAAGGAGUUUGGGUGCGAGGCGAAGCUGAGGGUUGGUGAGGGUGGGGAGGCGUAUGUGACGGAUAAUAGUAAUUUUAUUAUUGAUUUGUAUUUUAAGGAGCCGUUGAAGGAUGGGUUCGCCGCGGGGAGGGAGAUUGGGAAGUUUGAGGGGGUUGUGGAGCAUGGUUUGUUUCUUGGGAUGGCUACUUCGGUGAUCAUCGCUGGGAAGAAUGGUGUUGAAGUUAUGAACAAGUGAGGAUGAGAAUUUUUCUCCUUUGUAUAAUUUGAAAUAAAAUCUUUAAUUACGGUUCAACAUUAUUCGAAAUUUCAGCAUUUGAGAAGGGGAUUAGCAACAAAAAUGAAUUGAUUUUCGUGUCC
This is a messenger RNA of Brassica rapa (field mustard), 1034 nucleotides long. RefSeq names its product probable ribose-5-phosphate isomerase 3, chloroplastic. Gene Ontology annotation, molecular function: ribose-5-phosphate isomerase activity. NCBI's taxonomy places the organism in Eukaryota, Viridiplantae, Streptophyta, Magnoliopsida, Brassicales, Brassicaceae. Gene Ontology annotation, biological process: pentose-phosphate shunt, non-oxidative branch. The record is from RefSeq and is a predicted model, not a curated record.